This is a messenger RNA of Nerophis ophidion (straightnose pipefish), 2048 nucleotides long. RefSeq names its product prolylcarboxypeptidase (angiotensinase C) (gene prcp). Bases 272 to 1828 code for a protein of 518 amino acids. The transcript is spliced from 8 exons. The record is from RefSeq and is a predicted model, not a curated record. Gene Ontology annotation, biological process: negative regulation of systemic arterial blood pressure; angiogenesis involved in wound healing; regulation of blood vessel endothelial cell migration. Lineage: Eukaryota; Metazoa; Chordata; Actinopteri; Syngnathiformes; Syngnathidae. Gene Ontology annotation, molecular function: dipeptidyl-peptidase activity; serine-type exopeptidase activity.
AGAACUCCCACACCCAGCAUGCCUUGCGGCAAGCAGCGUGAUUUUGCUGUCAGCGGUGCUCUUGAGCUCGCCGACUAGCCAAAAAAAUAAAAAGGUUUUACAUGAUUCCUAAGACGUGUUUGCUGACAAGCAAGCAUGUGAGAGUCGUAAUAGUGCUAAAAUGGACACAUCGACUUCCUGAUUCCUCCCUGGGACAUGUCUUCUUCCUGUCGUCGUAAACAUAUCAGCAGUGUCAGAAUGUGCUGACUGAGCAGCAGAAGAAGUUUGAAAGAUGAAGAAAUAUGUCAUCUGCUGCUUGCUAGUCGUGUUUAUUUGCUCUUUUCACGUCUUUGCCCUAACAAGUCAGAUGUUCAGAAGACAUGGAGGCUUUUCUCUCUCCUCUGACUUCAACUAUGACACUUUCUACUUGGACCAAAAGAUCGAUCAUUUUGGCUUCCAGGAAGACGGCACGUUCAAACAGCGCUACCUUGUGGCCGACAAGCAUUGGCGUCAACCAGGCGGUCCCAUUUUGUUUUACACCGGCAACGAGGGCGACAUCUCCUGGUUCUGCAACAACACUGGCUUCAUGUGGGACGUGGCUGGGGAGAUGCAGGCCAUGUUGGUGUUUGCAGAACAUCGGUACUACGGAGAAUCCAUGCCCUUUGGACCGGACUCUUACCGAGACAGCAAACAUCUCAACUACCUGACCUCAGAACAGGCCCUGGCAGAUUUCGCUGUACUGAUCCAGAACCUGAAGUCCAGCAGGCCCGGGGCCCAGCACAGCCCAGUCAUCGCCAUCGGAGGUUCUUAUGGAGGCAUGCUGGCCGCCUGGUUGAGGAUGAAAUAUCCUCACGUGGUGGUGGGCGCCUUGGCCUCCUCUGCUCCAAUAUGGCAGUUCACUGGCAUGGUUCCUUGUGGACACUUCUACACUAUUGUCACUCAAGACUUUGCUCAAAGUGGACCAAACUGUCACGCCAACAUCCGAGCUUCAUGGAAGGCCAUCGAUCGCCUUUUCUCCACUGCGUCUGGUCGCCAGUGGCUGUCGGAGGAGUUGGGCUUGUGUGCGCCAUUCAAGAGCCAGAAGGACUUGGCAGACUUCAAGAGUUGGCUGCAGGAGACCUGGGUCAACCUGGCCAUGGUGGACUAUCCAUACAAAGCCGACUUCCUGCAGCCGCUGCCUCCCUGGCCCAUUCAGGCUGUGUGCAAGCAUCUGCGCCUGGAUUCCACCGCCUCCGACCAGCAGCUGCUGCACGGCGUCUCCCAGGCGGCCAAGGUCUACUACAACUCCACAGGAAGUUCCCCCUGCCUCAACACCUCUCAGACAGCCACCGGUAGCCUGGGCGCGCUGGGCUGGAACUACCAGGUUCGUGCCUGUAAAGCACGGCGGGCCCGCCGGCGUCCAUCUUGGCUGAGAACGCCGCGUCCUCCUUUGCAGGCCUGCACAGAGAUGGUGAUGCCCAUGUGCGCCGACGGGGUCCAGGACAUGUUCGAGGCCGAGGAGUGGGACUUCCAGGCUUUCUCUGAUGAGUGUCACGCCACGUUUGGCGUGCGGCCGCGAGCCAACUGGGCCGCCAGCGUUUACGGGGGGAAGGACAUCGCCUCACACAGCAACAUCAUCUUCAGCAACGGCGGCCUGGACCCGUGGUCUUCAGGCGGAGUGACCUUUAACGUGUCCGACUCUCUGGUGUCCAUCGUGAUCCCUGAGGGCGCUCACCACCUGGAUCUGCGCCACGCCAACGACCUGGACCCACCCUCCGUGCGCGCCGCCCGUGUGUUGGAGCUGGGAUAUUUCUGGAGGUGGAUCCAAGAGGCCGCCAAAGCACACCAAACCACAUCCACCUCUGGAUAACACACCGGUUUUUAAUUCUACUUUUUAAAAAAUUAGUUAUGAAACAUUGAUUUGUGCCAAACGUAAAGUGCACAAAGACCUCAAUUAGACACAAAACAUUAUCUCUGGUCUACAAAGAUCAUCUGACAACACAAACCAUGAUCGUUUUCCUUCUCGGUCGGGGAGGAAGAAACUAAUCUGCCUGUGAAAAUGAUUAAAAAGAUGAUUCUGCCUUUCAAAA